AUGAUCCCUGCAGCAACCCUAAUCGCCGAUGAACACAAAUUGUAUUCAUUAGCAGCCGAACGAUCAUGUCGUCGUUUUUCUCUUGCAGAGAUUCAAUCAGCUACCUUAAACUUCGAUGAUCAAUUGGUCAUCGGAAAGGGAGGGUUCGGGAAGGUUUACAAAGCUUAUCUCCAUGGAAACACAGGUACACCUGCUCUUGUUGCCAUCAAACGUUUGGAUUCUUUCUCAAGUCAAGGUCCAAAUGAAUUCAUGACCGAAAUCGAGAUGCUUUCCAAGUUCCGUCACUGUAAUCUUGUGUCUUUGAUCGGGUAUUGUUCGGAUGGCGACGAGAAGAUACUUGUUUACGAGUAUAUGCCGAAUGGAACGAUCGAACAUCAUCUCCACAAAGCUCGUACGCCUUUAUCUUGGAUGGAUCGACUCAAAAUCAGCAUUGGUGCUGCACGAGGAUUAGAUUACCUUCAUACUGGUGUGGAUACCCAACAUGGAGUCAUACAUCGUGACGUCAAGAGCUCAAAUAUUCUGCUAGAUGAGAAUUGGGCAGCUAAGAUUUCGGAUUUUGGGUUGUCGAAAAUCGGUCCAACGGAUCAACCGUCUUCUUGUGUUAGUACACUUGUUAAAGGCACUUUCGGGUAUCUGGAUCCGGAGUACUCCAUGACCGGCCAUUUGACAAGAAAAUCCGACGUUUAUGCAUUUGGGGUCGUACUGUUUGAAUUGUUAUCCGGAAGGCGAGCAGUUGAUCGGAGUUUUGAUGAGGACGAGUGGGGGUUGGUGAAAUGGGCUCAACAACGAGUUAAAGAACGAAGAUUGGAUCAAAUAGUUUGUUCUCAAAUUUCGGGACAGAUUUCUCCGAAAUGCUUGAAGGAAUUUGCACAAAUUGCGGAUCGUUGUUUGAGAAGCUCUCGAAGAGAUCGGCCUACGAUGGCGGAGGUUGUGGUGGCUCUUCAGUUGUCAAUGGUAUUACAGCAGCAGUUCAUCACUUCAACUCAGCUUGCAGGUGCAAUGGGAUUCACCAAUAUAAUGCAGAAAUAUCUAGUUUUCAGGACAUCGAGGGAUAACGAGCAUAGUGUCGAUUUUGAGCAAUCGAUGAGUCAAGAAGUUAGGAUAUAUUCAUAUAGUGAAAUGGAGGUUGCAACUAGGAAUUUCAGCAGUGAAAUGUUGUUGGGAAGUGGAGAUUUUGGGGAAGUUUUUAGAGGGUGGCUUGAUAAAAAGACAUAUAAGCCCUCGAAGCUCGAUAGCGGAUUGGCCGUUGCCGUUAGGAGACUCUUUUCGAACAAGUUUGAACCUCAUAAGUUGAAAAUGAAGGUCUUGGAAGAAUUUAAAGAUGCCAAUGUUGUUAAGGUCUUGGGGUAUUGCAUCGAAGGAGAUUCGGUACUUAUUGUUUACGAGUUCAUGCAUCAAGGAACCUUGAAGAAUUACCUGUUCAGUUCUGAGGGGAGGACAGAGCGACACGAAUUGAUUACACGGGUUAAAAUCGCGUUAGGAGUUGGUCGAGGCCUUGUUUUCUUGCGUACUCAGGCUCAACUAGCGGAUUGCUCGUUGCAGAUGCACAACAUCUUGCUGGAUAAGGAAUUUAAUGCGAAGUUCUCAGAUUUUGAUGUGGUAAUGUUGGCACCAACUAAAGAUUUCCAUCCAAGUUCAUCUUAUGAUUUGGAGGUGAAGAUUGAUGUUUUUGGUUUCGGAGUGAUAUUGCUGCAGCUACUUACCGGAAAAAUGAUAGAUGAUUCGGGUGAUUUGAUAGGAACAACACAUCGUUUGCCCGGAGAAUAUGGGUUUGUUUCGAUGCAGAGUAUUUAUUCUUCGUUGGACGAUAGAUUAAGAUUAAACUUCUUGAUGAGAAGACCGGCAUUCCAAUUAGCGUUACUCGCUCAAAAAUGUGUUGUGGAGGAACUGUGGUUGCGGCCGACUCUUGAAUCGGCUUUGGAGGAAGUCGAAGAAAUCUACGCCAUCAUGUUAAAAUCCGAGAAUAGUACCGGCAACUAGAGAGGUGAUGACUUCAUGAUUAAUACCCCUUGUAGAUAUCAUUUUGCAAAUAGACGUAGUAUAUCCUAUCGCCGUUGUUGGUUUCUGC
Molecule: messenger RNA, 2068 nt
Organism: Cynara cardunculus var. scolymus (artichoke)
Lineage: Eukaryota; Viridiplantae; Streptophyta; Magnoliopsida; Asterales; Asteraceae
Product: receptor-like protein kinase FERONIA
Exons: 5
Coding region: 1-1980 (659 amino acids)
Biological process (GO): protein autophosphorylation
Cellular component (GO): plasmodesma; plasma membrane
Molecular function (GO): transmembrane receptor protein tyrosine kinase activity; ATP binding
Source: RefSeq, a predicted model, not a curated record